Messenger RNA from Panicum virgatum (switchgrass), 2847 nucleotides. RefSeq lists its product as uncharacterized. The record is from RefSeq and is a predicted model, not a curated record. NCBI's taxonomy places the organism in Eukaryota, Viridiplantae, Streptophyta, Magnoliopsida, Poales, Poaceae. The transcript has 9 exons. Bases 1659 to 2543 code for a protein of 294 amino acids.
CCUUCCCAUCCCAGCAUCCCCUCUCCAACGCCGCAAGCUGUCAAGGGCUCAAGGCUUCGAAGCGAUCAUUCCCUCCAGUCCUGGUCCUGGCUCGCUUCGCCUCCUUCCACCAGCGGCGCCGCGCGCCGCACCUCGGCCCAACCCCUCCCGACCUGGCGAUCUACACGCCUCGCCCUCCCUACUUCUCCGCCUCGCUUUCUCGUCCGUGCCCCCUCCUCCGCCGCCCCUCUUCGCUGCGCUACGCCUCCGUUUCGCGCCGCCGCUUCAUAUAUCAAGAUACAGAAUCGAGAUUGCUGGCCCAUCUGCAGCGAAACUCUGGCAAAAUGGAUCCCUCGUGCCGUUGGCUUGGAACACCAGUUUUAUUAACCCUUAUAAGUUUACAUGGUUUAGGAUGUUGUAACAUGUUUGCUAGAUUUUUCGUUAAACAGUUUAUACUGCGAAAAAAUGAAAGUAAUUCCUGUGCUCCAAACUAACUUUAUGGUGCUUCUUGUUGGUAAGAAAAAGUAUUAGGGCAUGUAAGUUUAAGCUGUGUUGCGAUGCCCGCAACUGAGAAGUAUGCUUUACCUACAUUUGUGGAAUAUUAUAGGAAUAUUAAAAAGCUAAUUUUAUGUUGAACACUGCAACUGUAAGCUCACAAACUUAUAGGUGCAUUUGAUUGGACAAACAACUUGAAUGUGUAAGCCAUAGUUAUUACAACCAGAAAUUGGACCUGCAAAGCCCUUGGCCUUGGUUUUUGUGGUUUGAUUGAUCUAACUUGCUGGGCUGCUCGUUCAGAGAGUGUGAAUAGUACUAAAGACCAGCCACAAGGACAAGCAUGUUGCGUAGUUAUGGAUUUAAUUUUUUAACCUUCCACAUUGAAUCUUGUAGAAAAUUCUCAAAUUAUAGGUGUGAUGGUAUGAAAAUUCUCAAAUUUGUGAGAUACCCUAGGUACUGCAUUUUUCAUUUAUAGAUAACAUUUUAUUGUACAUACAUGCAAACUUUCAACUCCGCCUCAGUUCAAUUUCUGAUAUAAAAAAUGCCUACUGGAGUAGAAUUUGUCAACUUCAUAUCUGCAAGUCGGUCUAGUAUAUCUUGACAUUUGUAUGCAUGUAGAUCAUAACCUUGAUUUGUUUUCAAAAAGUAUUUCCAAAAACUUUACUCAGGUCUUUGUGGAAUAUGCAAUAUUUCUAAAUUUUGAUUUGUUUUCACAUGAGUUGCCCCUGUCACACAAUAUAAGUCCAAGGAAACAUGGUAUCUAAUAAAUAGUCAUUCUAGAGGCACCAAUGCACAUUUGCAGUGUCUAAUAAGUAGAGGGGUGGAGUGGGCAUACUAAAAUAGUUGGCUGUUUGAUUCUCUAAUCGAACCAAAGCAUCCAUGUGGACUGUCCUAUACUGUAGUAAAGAGGGAGUAAUUUUUAAGUUUUACUCAUAAUUGGUAUGCAUUCGGAUGAUUUGUCAAGCUGAACAAUAUUUAUUGAGAAUAAAAAUGUCAGUACAGCAAACUCAUAACGCAUUGUAUGAGAUAGUAUACAUUACUCGUCUGUCAAUACCUGAUAUGUCAUACUGUCAUGUGCAACUUUGAAUGGUAUGUAAAAUCCUUAAUUUUUAAUUGCACCUCCCUCAUAUCCCUGUUAUAGAUUUAACUGUAUCCUGUCUUUUUAUACUACCUUUCAGUAACACAUGGCUCUUUGGAGGGUUAUGCUUUUGUUGGUUGUUCUACUAGCUGUCAAGGUGCAGUAUGUUAGUUGCCCUGGUGACACAUGGCUUAAGGCAGCUACCCUGGCUUCUCACUUGGACACAAGUGCUCCCGCGCCACAGCCCAACAGGAAUGACAUCUGUGACAACCACACUGUUUCCUGCCAACCUGCUGAAUCUAGUGCUGCUAAGGCUGUUGUUGAUUUCAACUCAGCCGUAUCUUCCUUCUUCUUCAUUGUACCCAUGAUACGAGUGUUGAGGUUAGAGCAUAACAGCCGUACAGAGUCAGAUACACAAUUUUGGUGGUACCUUUGCUUUGGCUCUAGUGGCUACAUCAUAUGGGCAUAUUACUUCUGCGGUUGUUCCUCAUUCUAUCAAGCAGCUGUCUUUCCAAUAUAUGUGGUGUCAAUAUUGGGAGCAAUUGUCCAUCUCAUCCUUUUACUUAUUGCUACAUCUUUGACCUUUGGUGUGCGGGAUAAGAGACCAAUUCCACUGGUUUUAGUACCAGCAUCAUCCUUCUUCACUGCUGCUGUGUUGUGGUGGGUGUCUGAACUGGAUUGGAUUGGAUGGUGGGGCUUCUCAUUGACUGCCCUUUCGCAUUGCUUCCGGCUCGGAGCUACAAAUUAUCAGGAUGACUUCACCUUCUGGCUUUUUGAUGCAUCCAUACCGAUCUGGCUGGUUAAUGCAAUCAUAUCGGCGGUGGGGGCAGUCAGUGGAUUUUUGUGGCUUAGGCACCCUCAGUUGUGUGUCUCAUUGGAAUACAAGGUAACUUCUUAUGUCAUUGGAGUUGUGCGCGGGGUGGAAGUCUAUCUAUGGUGUUCUCGUGGCAUCACAAGGGUAUUGUCGAAGAUAGAAGGCGACCAACAAUGAUCUUUAGCAUAUUGGGAUUCAUGUUCAACUUACAAUAGGAAAAUUGCACAAGUACUUUGGGUUUGCCCACGGAGAGUUAUUUACAAUGAGACACAACUAAUGUCCAAGGAGAGUUAUUUACAUUCACCAAUGUCAUGAACCAUCAUGAUUUGCCUUACAUAUGUAUGAACUUUGCUCUCAAAAGUUCAUGAAGUUUUUUUUUCCCGCUAGCUCGUUGGCUUUGCUUUGAACCAACAGAAAAGGGCAAUAUUUGUUCAGAAUACCCGUGAACCUUAUAUUCUAUUUGAUAAUCUAAUCAUGCCUA